UCUAUGUCUAGGAGAACAAACGCGCCGAUUUUCCAUUGCAGAAAUAAGAAAACAAACACAUGACAAAAUAAAACAACUUACAUUUCGGUCCGUCCGCAGACUCACUUCCAGUUUAAUGAAGCGGUCUAUGAAAAAAAGCCAGCAGAUGAUGAAGUGAUGGAGCUUUGAAGAACUUACCCCUAUAUCUACAUUGUGCAUUGUGACAUCCUGCCCUCUCUACUUGCCUUGGUUGGUUGAUUCAACUUUGUGAUUCUGGAGCCAGAAGGUGACACAUCAGUCUUCAGAGAAAUGCUUUCACUGGGACUUUACAGACUCCAGCAAAGCAUUCACUUCUACAUCCUGAAACACUGUGUCCAUGAGUCCAGUGUGACAAUGCCAAGGGGCUGAGGGCCUUCUUCGACGCCAUAUGCUAUGGCCCUAAACACCUGAUGAUCUUCGGUGGAGUCUGCCCGUCUGUGACCUCUAUCAUCGCAGAGUCGCUGGAGGGCUGGAACCUGGUGCAGCUGUCUUUUGCAGCAACAACUCCAGUUCUGGCAGACAAGAAAAAAUACCCCAACUUCUUCCGCACUGUCCCGUCGGACAAUGCAGUGAAUCCAGCAGUGGUGAAGUUCCUCAAUUUCUACAACUGGAGCCGUGUGGGGACCCUCACACAGGAUGUUCAGAGGUUCUCAGAGGUGAGGAAUGAUUUGACCAGUGAGCUGGAGAAGGCAGAUAUACAAAUCGCAGAUACAGAAAGUUUUUCCAAUGAUCCCUGUGUCAACGUCAAGAAACUCAAGGACAAUGAUGUCAGAAUUAUCAUCGGCCAGUUUGAUGAGAACUUAGCUGCCAAAGUCUUCUGUUGUGCGUAUAACCUGAACAUGUAUGGCAGUAAAUACCAGUGGAUCAUCCCCGGCUGGUACCAAGGCAACUGGUGGGAACAGGCCAACAGCACCAACUGCACCACCAGGAAGCUGCUCACAGCCAUGGAGGGAUAUAUCAGCGUGGAUUUCGAACCGCUCAGCGCUCGGCAGAUCAAGGGCAUCUCAGGCAGGACCCCGAAGGAGUAUGAGAGGGAGUACAGCCGAGAGCUUCAGCAGAAAGGUGUGGAGUCCAGCAAGUUUCAUGGCUUCGCCUAUGAUGGGAUCUGGGUCAUCGCCAAAACUUUGACUCGAGUGAUGGAACUGCUUCGGGUAAAACAACGGCAGAACACCUACCACAACUUUACUGUGGAUGACCGCGAAGUUGGCAAAAUGGUGCUGGACGUCAUGAAUGAGACCAACUUUUUUGGUGUUACAGGCCAAGUCAUGUUUCGGAACGGAGAGAGGAUGGGCACUAUAAAAUUCAACCAAUUUCAAGAGGGCCAAGAAGUGAAGGUUGGAGAGUACAAUGCCAUUGCUGAUGUGCUGGACCUCAUCAACAACUCCAUAAGGUUUCAAGGCGUAGAGCCUCCAAAAGAUCGUACAUUUGUGCGUCUGCAGCGGCGCCACAUCAACGUGCCUCUCUACAGUAUCCUGUCAACCAUCACCAUACUGGGCAUGCUAAUGGCAGGAGCCUUCCUCUUCUUCAACAUCAAGAACCGGAAUCACAGACUUAUCAAGAUGUCCAGUCCCUACAUGAACAACUUGAUCAUCCUGGGAGGCCUGCUAUCCUAUGCCUCCAUCUUCCUGUUUGGUCUGGAUGGAGGUUUUGUCUCUGACAAAGAAUUUGAGACUCUUUGCACUGUUCGGACAUGGAUCCUCAUUGUUGGAUACACAACAGCUUUUGGCGCCAUGUUUGCCAAGACCUGGAGGGUGCACGCCAUCUUCAAAAAUGUGAAGAUGAAGAAGAAGAUCAUAAAGGACCAGAAGUUGUUGAUCAUCGUCGGCGGGAUGCUUCUGAUCGACCUGUGCAUCCUCAUCACCUGGCAGAUUGUUGACCCGCUUAAGAGGACGGUUGAAGAGUACAGCUUGGAGGCGGACCCCCAAGGCCGAGACAUCGCCAUCCGCCCGUUCCUGGAGCACUGUGAGAACACCCACAUGACUAUUUGGCUGGGUAUUGUCUAUGCCUACAAGGGACUGCUAAUGUUGUUUGGCUGUUUCCUGGCGUGGGAGACAAGAAACGUGAGCAUCCCUGCUCUCAAUGAUAGCAAAUACAUCGGGAUGAGUGUUUACAACGUUGGCAUCAUGUGCAUCAUUGGAGCUGCAGUGUCUUUCCUGACAAGGGACCAACCCAACGUCCAGUUCUGCAUUGUAGCCCUGGUGAUCAUCUUCUGCAGCACCAUCACACUGUGCCUGGUCUUUGUUCCUAAGUUUAUCACUAUGAGAACCAACCCUGAUGCAGCCACACAGAACCGGAGGUUAAAGUUCACCCAGAACCAGAAGAAGGAAGACUCCAAGACAUCCACAUCAGUCACCAGUGUCAACCAGGCCAAUACUUCACGACUGGAUGGGCUCCAAACUGAUAACCACCGGCUCCGCAUGAGGAUAACAGAGUUGGACAAGGAGCUGGAAGAAGUUACUAUGCAGCUGCAGGACACCCCUGAGAAAACGCCCUACAUCAAACAGAACCAUUACCCAGACGGCAACAACAUCCUCAGCAUACGCAACUUCACGGAAGGCAAAGACGGAGAGAAGUCGAUACUAAAGAACCAUCUGGAGCAGAAGCCUCAGGCGCAGUGGGGCUCCAUGGAUCCUUCAAGAAUAAACAGAGGUCCCCUAGAGGAUAUCAACUCGCCAGAACACAUACAGCGUCGACUGUCCUUGCAGCUGCCCAUCCUGCACCACGCCUACUUACCUUCCAUAGGAGGGGUUGAUGCCAGCUGCACCAGCCCCAAUGGCAGCCCUGGGUCCAGUCCCCGGCACAGACACAUGCCCCCCUCCUAUCGGGUAAUGGUCUCCGGCCUGUGAGCUUCAUUCCCUCCCCCACCUGGCUCUUUGCAGAGGAGACAUAUAUGGUUCUUUUUUUUCUACAACGAAUAGACUGAUAUCAUCAGCGUAUGUGCGUAUUUUGUCUCGGAACAAGGAGGACAGGGGUAGAAGUGAGGGAGGGGGGAGGGCAAAGUUUCACUCUUCACCCCAGCCUCUCUUGAGAACUGAAACCCUCAGUCAGGAAGGGGUGGGAGGAAACAGAGUGGGCACUGGAUGACCCAUAUAAACUCCCAUGAUUCACAGCAAAGUCCCCUUGUUCAGCUGCUCCCCUUGCAUAUACACAUAUGCACGGUCAAACGAACAUCUACAAAUACACACACAUGCACAAAUACAGUGACACCCCAACAAUGGUGGAGCAGCCCUGACCUGACGUGUAGCCUUAUCUGCUUCAAAGGGGGGGUAGUCUGUUGCUGUUCUGUUAUCUGUUUGUAUGUUGGGCUCACUGCGACAUGUGAGCUGGUCAUCUAACUCGAGUAUUUCACUGCUGUGGUGACUGGAUACCGGUGUGGAGACAUGGAAUUUACAAAACCCAACAAAGGAAAUCAUCCAAUUUACUCCUGUCCCCUUCCCAUCCUUAUGGAGACAUGUAAAUAUCUUCAUUUCUGACUUUGAUGUACUGUAAGCUUUGUAUAUGCUGUGAAUGGACAAUUAAAGCAGUUCAUAGUGUGGAGCUUGUAACAGAAGCAGGCUUUUGUUGGAAUUUCCAAUGGGAGCUUUUAGACCAUGGCACCCCAGGAAGAAUUAGACACAUGUAUGAAAGAGAUCUAAAGUGAUUUGUGUAACUGUUAAAAAAUUAGCUCAUGGGCAGCAAAAUAAGAUACAUGAAAGCUUGUGAGUCACCCAUCAUAAAAAGGCACCAGGGGCCCGUUCCUUGAACUAGAAGUAAGAUGCACACAGCUCUUUUUUUCCACUUUGCUCAAUUUUGCAGCACAGGUUUCUUUAGAGAUUUCACACCAGGCUUUGCAUAUGCCGGUCAUGUUUUACAACUUGCUUAAUAUGUGCUCAGAAAGCAUGAUACACAAAAUAUUGAUGCUAUACCUUUUCAAAGGUCUCCAAGGCCGCAGAUUUUUAGAAAAUAGAGCUAAAAGACACCGCAAGAGUGUUUCACAGUAAAUUGUGUGUGUUAUAUGCCAAGAAAUGCACACAUUCAGAUGUACACUUAAAACGCAAGAGAGCACCUAUGAAUCAGGUGCUUUUUGAUGAGUGGUCUUCAUAGACUGUUAUGAUGUCCGUCCGGCUAACCAGCACAGACAAGGGUGACUGGGUCUGUGUCAGUGGCAAAAGGGCACAAGACUCACACUUCAAACGAAUCUUGUGGGAGAAUUCAACUCAAGAAGGGAGCUGGAAAGGAUGUAGGUCGACAAGUUCCACAUCUAGAUUAGAUAAAAAGGUUGACCUGAAUUUCCACGAGUGGUAGUAAAGGCGAUGCACACAUGAGCCUCGUGUUAGAGCCCCAACCGGCUGUAGCUUUCAGUUCCAAGACACUGAUAGACCAUAAAGCACAGACACAGGGCUUUCUUUCAUAUUGUGUGUCAUGAAAAGUCACCUCACACUUAGCAACAGUGAACGUGCCUCAGUUGCUAUUGAAAACUGGGCUGUCGAAUUCAGCCCAAGACGGCUGCACUGGGCUAGACGGUCAUCAGCACAGUGUUGUCAUGUGUUUUUUGUACAACUGUCCUCAUGUGGGAGAAAAGUGAACAGGGACUCCGGACAAUAAAGGACUUUAUAUGGAGUGUGCGAAAGUUUGUUCUCAGCAUAUGUUUCACCAUUGGUGUCUUGGUUUUUAGUUUUGAAGGCGUCUGUUGAGCGCUGUGCCUGUUGUCUUAUAUUGUAGCCUUCAGGACCCACACUACAUAACUAGGGUGAAAAUGGCACUGAAACUGUAACAAACAACAUCGGCCACACAUCUGUAUAUUGUACAACGUGUCAUAGAUUUAUUUCAGUUCAACGCCUCAAUGCAUGGGACAGUGUGGGAGGACUUGGAGUGGACCUCCUCUCGGAGCAAGUAUCUGAUACUACAGAAAUACUGUCAGUCUUCAGUCAAAGGGCCAGUCAAGGAUACAGAGUUGGAGUGGAAACAAGCGAGCAGAGGUCCACCUGCUACGGACAUAUCAGGGUGACUUCCUGUGAGAGCUCCUCCCCUUCCAGCCCCUGCCAAGCACAGGAGCAGGGAAACCCCGAGCACAGGCCUCCAGGGGGUCAUGGCUUCUCCCGCACCUUUUGCCAACCAGAAAAUCACAGUCACUCCACAAGUGAGUGAGAGACAUUGUCAGAGGGUUGGUUCUUCCUUCAGGAGAACAAAAAAACCAACUGCACAUUUUAUAUAUUACAUUCUAUGUGAUUGUGUACAAUUUGCUGAUACCCUGAUGAUGGUGUCCAUGUAUGGAUAUUUGGUAUUUGGCUUUCUCAAGACGGCAUGAAAUGAAAUGUAUAAUUCACAGAGUUACCUCUGUUUUUGCAACUGUCGUGACAAAUCCACUCUGUUGUGUCAUCCUCUCACCUACAAUUUGGUUUUCUGUUCCUUUACACAACAUUUCAGUUCUUUUAACCUGUUGAUCAGCUCACACACGUCAAUGCCAAGAUUCUCAGUGGACAAACAUCAUCAUAUCAACUAUGCUACUGGUUUAGCAGUUAUUCACUGAGGGCAAUAAAGUGAAAGUAGUAGCAAACGAUCAAUCCUAAUAACUCACUCCUGGCAUUUACCAAAUUACAAAAUGACUUUUUUAAAUCCAUCUAAAAUGCCAAAUGCAGAUCAUCAGGUAUGGUUCUGUUAUUUUUUUUAAAUGUGCCCUGAUUUGUUUUUCUUUUACUAUGAUUUAUUUGAACGUUUUCUUUCAACAUAGAUGAUAAAUUGUUCAAAUGCAAUUGUGAUGGGUCAAGGGCUCAUUAUAUCCUGUAAUAAUUAACGUAAUGCUGAUGGUUUGUAUUUGCCACAAGUCUUUUUACCUUUUUCGUUUGAAGGUCCAAAGUGACAUAUACGUAUAUGAUUAUAACUUUGUAUGUGUCAUCAUCAGGGUUUCUGGAGAACACGAAACAUACAUGUCCAAAAAAUAUAACAAUAUGACAUAUAUAUUUAGUGGAAAAACACACACAGGUCCAUACUGUUACUGUUUUUGUCAGUUUGAUAUGUGGUAUCACAUGGAGUUCAGUUCAAUUAAGAGUUUAAACGGUAAACAAAACCUAUGUUAAAUGCAAAAUGUUAAAGAGGGGCAAUAACUUGUUUUCUUAUUACAGAAAGAAUAGAGAACUAUAUAUAUGUAUAUGUAAAAGAUCUUUACGUAAAUUCAUUUUUACAUAGGAAAUAUUUCACAAAUGCGCCACAAGGAUACUUGGAAGUCAUUUUUUUAAUUUACAGUAUCUGUAACUAUGUUAUGUACAGAUGAGGUAUAGAUAUGAAAAAGUUGUAUAAAAUAAGUAUCACACUCGGAACACCUGAACAUUUUUGAAGCCAUUAGUUGUUAUGGAGGGAUUUGAAUAACAUUCUUCUUUUAUUGUCUGAAUGUUAUGGACAGCCUUUACUUUUCACAUCAUCGUUAAAUAAAGUGAGACUGAAAAUAA
This is a messenger RNA of Notolabrus celidotus (New Zealand spotty), 6443 nucleotides long. RefSeq names its product gamma-aminobutyric acid (GABA) B receptor, 2 (gene gabbr2). The record is from RefSeq and is a predicted model, not a curated record. Bases 429 to 2864 code for a protein of 811 amino acids. Gene Ontology annotation, cellular component: G protein-coupled receptor heterodimeric complex; membrane. Gene Ontology annotation, molecular function: G protein-coupled GABA receptor activity. Lineage: Eukaryota; Metazoa; Chordata; Actinopteri; Labriformes; Labridae. Gene Ontology annotation, biological process: gamma-aminobutyric acid signaling pathway; G protein-coupled receptor signaling pathway. The transcript is spliced from 21 exons.